AUGACUCGGUUCCCUUGUUCUUCCCAUUUUCACAGCUUCCUCCAAGCUUUGCCUAAAUGUGAACACCACCUUCAUAUCGAGGGAACUUUGGAACCUGACUUGCUUUUCGCUUUGGCUGCAAGAAACAAGAUCGACUUGCCUGCCUGGUUCCCACAAACCGUUGAAGCAUGUAAUAAAAGAUACGCUGAGUUUACCGACUUGCAAGACUUCUUAAAUCACUACUAUGUCGGCAUGAGCGUGUUGAUCCACGAACAAGACUUCUACGACUUGGCACUUGCCUACUUUUCUCGUGCUCAUCGCGACGGCUGUGUCCAUUCCGAAGUCUUCUUUGACCCUCAGGGCCAUGUGGAAAGGGGCAUUAGUGUAGAUGUGGUUGUCAAUGGGCUUAACAGAGCUUGUAAGGAUGCUGCUGCCAAGUUUGGGUCCACUUCGAUGUUGAUUAUGUGUCUUUUGAGGCAUUUACCUGCGUCGCUGGGCCUUGAGACUCUUGCAUCCACGGAAAAGUAUUAUGAAAGCGGAGUAAUCAAGGGUUUGGGUUUGGAUUCUGCUGAAAAGCCUUUCCCUCCUGAAUUGUUCGAGGAAUGCUAUGGUUCUUUGAAAGAGAAGUUCCCUGGUGUGAACUUGACUGCUCAUGCGGGAGAGGAAGGCGAUCAUACGUAUGUGACUAACUCUUUGGACUUGCUUAAAGUCUCUCGUAUUGAUCAUGGUGUCAAUUCUAAACAGUCUCCAGAAUUGUUGGAUCGGUUGGUUGCAAAUGACACUCUUUUGACCAUGUGCCCAUUGUCCAAUGUUAAGUUGCAGGUGGUGAAAGACGUGGAAGAAUUGCCAUACAGAGAAUUCUUUGACAAGGGUAUCUCCUUCUCGAUCAAUUCUGACGAUCCAGCUUAUUUUGGUGGAUACAUUUUGGAUAACUACGUGGCGGUGCAGACCCGUUUUGGCUUUUCUCCAAAGGAAUGGUGUACUAUUGUGCUUAACGGUAUCAACGGUUCCUGGUGUGGGGAGGAUAGAAAAGAGGAAUUGAGAAGCUUGGUAGACGAAGUUUAUGCCAAGUUUAAGGAUUUGAUUUAG
Messenger RNA from Candidozyma haemuli, 1068 nucleotides. It is a transcript of the gene AAH1, whose product is annotated as adenine deaminase. Bases 1 to 1068 code for a protein of 355 amino acids. Gene Ontology annotation, biological process: adenine catabolic process; hypoxanthine salvage; purine ribonucleoside monophosphate biosynthetic process. Gene Ontology annotation, molecular function: adenine deaminase activity. Gene Ontology annotation, cellular component: cytosol; nucleus. Lineage: Eukaryota; Fungi; Ascomycota; Pichiomycetes; Serinales; Metschnikowiaceae. The transcript has a single exon. The record is from RefSeq and is a predicted model, not a curated record.